CAGUGGAGCAGAACAACCCCAGACCACAGACAGAGCAGCCAUGUCUCACCGGCAACAGAUCUGAACACAGAGAGGGUUUAUGCUUGGAUUACCACUGCUACACACACACUGACACAUACACAUACACACACACAGACAGACACACACUGACAGACACACACUGACAGACACACACUGACAGACACACACACACACACACACACACACACACACACACACACACACACACACACACACACACACACACACACACACACACACACACACACACACACACACACACACUCUGAAGGAGUCUGUGCUGCUGAGUAACUGGGUCUGGUGUGUGUGUGUCCUGGUGCAUCGGUGUGUGUACCAGUGUGUGUAGCGCGUUCUAUGUCGGAGGACGGUGGUAUGGCGCGCUGGGAGAGCCGGUCGUGGAGUUGGUCGUUAAUGAUGUCUCUCCUCCUCUCUCUGUCUGCUCACGGAGACCUCUCAUUGACCACCGUCAGCAGGACGGAAGUCCAGCACAGCCAAUCAUCUUUCUCCGCUGUAGAAAGGGCGGUCCUUAUCGGUGAUGACUCAGCAGAGCUGAUUGGUUUAGGGUUAGGACUAGCGGCUGGACUUCCUCUCAGCUCCAUCAAACGCAAACCCUCUCACAGAAGACACUCCCACUUGGACUUCACUGAACAGGACGGUCAGCCAAUCAGAGAAGAGCUAACUGGCGGGGAAUCUCAGGAACGCUCAGAUGAUAUCAUCAAGGUGGAGUUCCAUAACCCCGACCGCCCCUUGACCCCUGACCUCUCGUCUGAUUCUGAUUGGCUGACGGCUGUAGUUCAGCCCCUGCAGCAGCGGGCGGGAGACCCCACAGCCUGGACUCUGUCAGAUUUCUACGACUACUUGUCCCCCGAUGACGAACUCUCCACCAUAGACACAACCCUUGACCCUGAUCCGACCCUGACCCCUCUGGCAGACAUGGAGGAUGAAAACCCAUCGCUCACUGGCUCCCCUGUCCCCAAUGUUACCCCUGACAAUGAUGACCCCCAGCCACCCUCUCAGUCUCAAUCCCCCCCUCCUUCUUCCCCUCCUCAGGGGUCAGAUGGGUGUGGUCUGGGCUUUGUGAGGUCAGAGGUCAGGGGUGAGUGUGUGUCUCAGUGUGACGCACAGCCUGACUUCUGCUACAACAGAGGAGUUUGUACCAUCGCUACUGGAAUGGGAGCAUUCUGCAGAUGUAAUGUUCAGGACUAUAUGUGGAACAAGGGCUCUCGUUGUGAUUGGGUGGUGACAGACUUCCAGGUGCUGUGUGUGGUAGUGGGUGUGGCGUCUACGACCCUCAUCCUACUCAUCAUCAUCAUUGUCUUCUUCGCCAAACGACUCCACCGCCUGAGGAUUGAGAACAGGCGACUCCGCAAACGCAGUAUAUACCGUCCACACAGCGAGAUGCAGACUGAUGGCUUCUCUGUUUCCACGGCACAAGAUGGUUCCCAUGCCAACGUAAGGAAGUUGUGUGACUCCCCCCCGCCCCCCCCUCAACCCCACGCUCACAAUCUGGCUUACUAUGACAACAUUAUCUGUCAGGACGACCCUCAGAAAAUGGAGGACCCUGUAAAGUCUCAAUUCACUCAAGGGGAGGAGUCUCUGAACAUCGCCAACUCUCAUUCGCCCAAACAUAUUAACAACCGCCCUGCCCACUCAUCUGACCACACCCCUAACGCAGACCAGGAGGUAAAUAGGGAGGAGGCAAACUCCUCUCCCUCCAGCAACAUAUACUAAAUCAUUAUUAUGAUUAAUGUAAUACCACCAUGCACAUAAGGGGAACCAUAAUACUGCAUACAUAUACUAUAUUAUUCUAUACUAUAGCUGGGUUCCUGGAGAGGGACUGUUGAGCCCCUUGACUCCACUAGAAGCUAAAAGGACGAAAACACAACUAUACUACAGUAUACUAUACUGUACUGUAUUAUACUAUACUGUACUAUACUCUAUACCAGGGGUGUCAAACUCAAAUACCCAGUGGGCCAAAAUGUAAAACCUGAACAAAGUCACGGGCCAACAUUGAACAAAUUAACCUUUUAAUAUGGACCCAAACAAGUUUUUCUUUAACAUUGAAUAUGGAACAAGCAUCGCUUAUUACCAUACAAUAUACAAUUUAAUAGUGGAGACAUGAAAAAUUGAAUUUCAAAUGAAAAAACACAUCAAUGGCAUUAAUUUAUUAAAUAAAUAAAAUGUAAAUAAAAAUUGUAUGCCUCUUAUCUAUUUGCAGCCUUCUGAUUUAAAUACCAAAAUAAACUUUUUCCACUGGCUAAUAAUUUUACAAAUAAAAUGAUAAUAAAUCAAUCAACCAUUCAAGCCCAUGCCUUGUAGCAAGAAAAAGUGCAUAAAGAAAACGUUAAUUAUUGCACACUGGUCUAAUCUGAUGUGCC
Oncorhynchus keta (chum salmon) is the source of this 2399-nucleotide messenger RNA. RefSeq names its product chondroitin sulfate proteoglycan 5-like. Lineage: Eukaryota; Metazoa; Chordata; Actinopteri; Salmoniformes; Salmonidae. Gene Ontology annotation, biological process: nervous system development. The transcript is spliced from 5 exons. The record is from RefSeq and is a predicted model, not a curated record. The coding region runs from base 376 to 1752 and encodes 458 amino acids.